GGGUUUCCGGUUCCGCCCCUUCCCGGAAGCGGCGCGCGGGGCUCGCGGCUGUGAGGCGAGGCGCGGCGCGGCGGCCUCUCCGCCGGCAUGGCCCGGAACACGCUCUCCUCGCGCUUCCGCCGCCUGGACAUCGACGAGUACGACGAGAACAAGUUCGUGGAGGAGCCGGACGAGGCGGCGGCGGCGGCCGAGCCGGACCCGGCUCCCGAGGUGGAGGCGCUGCUGAGGCAAGGUGAUAUGCUCCAAGCUUUCCACACAGCUUUAAGGAAUUCUCCUUUGAACACGAAGAACCAAGCAAUAAAGGAACGGGCCCAGGGAGUGGUGCUUAAGGUCCUCACAUCUUUUAAAAGCAGUGAGAUAGAACAGGCAGUAAACUCGUUAGACAGAAAUGGUAUUGACUUGUUAAUGAAAUACGUUUAUAAAGGAUUUGAAAAGCCAACAGAAAAUAGCAGUGCAAUAUUACUUCAAUGGCAUGAAAAGGCACUAGCGGUAGGUGGACUAGGUUCCAUAGUAAGAGUUCUUACAGCAAGAAAGACUAUUUAAAAGACUUAACUUGAACCAAGAUGAACAGUUUUGGAAUCAGAAGAAAGAAUUAGCUGAAGUGACGCUGGUCCAUCUUUCUAGACAUUGCAAUCUACUGAAAUACUUUGGAAACCUCUGGAAUACUUCUAAUUCUAAAGGUUGGGGGAAAAGGGUAAAUAUUACUGUGCUUUCUGACUAUCAAAUACAGAAGCUGAGACAUUAAUCCCUUGUUUAAAGGUAAAGCAGAAGGCAGAAAUUCUGCUCCAUUACGGUAAGGGGAGAGGUCAUUAAGAGCCUGUGUGUAUUGCUUAUUUAAAAGAAGAGGUGCUAUGGCUUCAGUAGACACAGAAUUCUGACUUGUUUCUGGGUGGGGGAAAUGUUUAUUUGAAAGGGGAUUUUGUACAUACAAUCAAAGGACUAGCUGGACUACUGGUUUGUAAAGUGCCUGCUGCAUCAAUAAAGCUCUUGAAUUGUAAGAGUCAAACUGCCCUUGCUUCAAAGGCAAAUUAGUAUUGAAAUAUUCCUGGUGUAGGAUCCCCACCUCCACAUAGCAGCAUGCUCUUGUUUACACAUACACCACCUUGACUGACAUGCUUUAAACUAGAGCACCUUUUCCUAAAUGGACUGAAUGAGCACCUAUAACUGCACCUUGGCCUCACUCUGUGUUUACUUGAAUGUUUUCUUUCUAGCCCUGAUGUAAUUUGUAUGUAUAAACAGAGGAUUAAGUUAAGUGCCAAAUAUAAUAUAUGGUGUAUUAAGGUGUCUGAGGGUUUAGUUUCUCCUCAUGCCAGCUGAGCAAGGAACUACUUCAAAGCUUCAUGUAUAACUAAUGCUGUUAUGGAAAAUGUGUCCUUGCAUUUAAGUAUGGUGAGUGCUUGCUUGUCUUCUGAAUCAGAGCUCUCUGUUCAUCUGUAAGCAGAAGUAUAUUCACUCCCUUUGAAGUGGACUUUUUCUGAGUAGAGUCCUGCUAAUAAACUAACAGCACAUCUUUAAUGUA
Messenger RNA from Chelonia mydas (Green sea turtle), 1519 nucleotides. RefSeq names its product actin related protein 2/3 complex subunit 5 like (gene ARPC5L). The transcript is spliced from 4 exons. The record is from RefSeq and is a predicted model, not a curated record. Lineage: Eukaryota; Metazoa; Chordata; Testudines; Cheloniidae. Gene Ontology annotation, biological process: Arp2/3 complex-mediated actin nucleation; regulation of actin filament polymerization; cell migration. Gene Ontology annotation, molecular function: actin filament binding. Gene Ontology annotation, cellular component: actin cytoskeleton; Arp2/3 protein complex; cytoplasm. Bases 88 to 543 code for a protein of 151 amino acids.